This is a messenger RNA of Quercus lobata, 1535 nucleotides long. RefSeq names its product mannose-1-phosphate guanylyltransferase 1-like. Lineage: Eukaryota; Viridiplantae; Streptophyta; Magnoliopsida; Fagales; Fagaceae. Gene Ontology annotation, molecular function: mannose-1-phosphate guanylyltransferase (GTP) activity; GTP binding. Gene Ontology annotation, biological process: GDP-mannose biosynthetic process. The transcript is spliced from 5 exons. Bases 154 to 1275 code for a protein of 373 amino acids. The record is from RefSeq and is a predicted model, not a curated record.
UUGAAACACAAACCAAACACCCCCAUAGGAUCACAUUUCUGAGCCCUUUUUUGGUUCCCAACCUUCACUACUCUUCUGCUUCGAAGAAGCCCAGCUCUGAUGAGACCCUUUUACGAGUGAUUCUGUCAGAGAUCCAGUGCUUGCAGGAGACUGAUGAUCAUGAUCGUGAAAAGCAAGGGGCAUAUCACAAUGAAGGCACUUAUUCUCGUUGGAGGGUUCAGAACAAGGUUGAGGCCAUUGACACUUUGUUACCCUAAGCCGCUUGUUGAUUUCGCUAACAAACCUAUGAUCCUUCAUCAGGUAUUAGCCCUUAAGGCUAUUGGAGUCAGUGAAGUGGUUUUGGCCAUCAAUUACCAACCAGAGGUAAUGUUGAACUUCUUGAAGGAUUUUGAAAAAAAGCUUGCGAUCAAGAUCACAUGCUCACAAGAGAUUGAGCCACUUGGCACUGCUGGUCCUCUUGCUCUUGCUAGGGACAAACUACUAGCUGAUUCUGGUGAGCCAUUUUUUGUUCUCAACAGUGAUGUUAUUAGUGAAUAUCCUCUUAAGGAAAUGAUUGCAUUCCACAAGUCCCAUGGAGGAGAAGCUUCAAUAAUGGUGACCAAGGUGGACGAGCCAUCAAAAUAUGGUGUGGUGGUUAUGGAGCAAUCUACUGGAAAAGUUGAGAAAUUUGUAGAGAAGCCAAAAUUAUUUGUUGGUAACAAAAUAAAUGCUGGAAUUUACUUGUUGAACCCCUCAGUUCUUGAUCGAAUUGAACUGAGGCCCACCUCAAUUGAGAAAGAGGUCUUCCCAAAAAUUGCAGCAGAGAACAAGCUCUAUGCUAUGGUGCUACCAGGGUUUUGGAUGGAUAUUGGACAACCGAGGGAUUACAUUACAGGGCUGAGACUCUACCUAGACUCAUUGAGAAAGAAUUCUCCAUCAAAGUUGGCCAAUGGCCCCCACAUUGUGGGAAAUGUUAUAGUGGAUGAGACUGCCAAAAUUGGCGAGGGAUGUCUGAUUGGGCCUGAUGUUGCCAUUGGCCCCGGUUGUGUUGUUGAGUCAGGAGUUAGGCUCUCUCGCUGCACGGUAAUGCGGGGAGUCCGCAUCAAGAAGCAUGCUUGCAUUUCCAGCAGCAUCAUUGGCUGGCACUCCACUGUUGGGCAAUGGGCCCGUGUGGAGAACAUGACCAUUCUUGGUGAAGAUGUACAUGUGUGUGAUGAAAUUUACAGUAAUGGUGGUGUGGUUUUGCCCCACAAAGAGAUCAAAGCAAGCAUUUUGAAGCCAGAGAUAGUACUGUGAGCGGGGAGCGUUUGUGAAAUUAGUGUAUUGUGUUUAGGAAGUAGUAAAGUUAUUGCAUCUGAUUCUCUGAAACAUGUUUGUUCUAUUUUUCCCCUUUUCUCUUCUUUGUAAAAGUCAGUUUCUUCAAAUCUGAGUGAUGCGAGUUAAAUUAUUGAAGGGUCAGCGUUUUUUUUAUUUAUUGUAGGGCAUAAAAUGCACAUUGGUGUGACUUGUAUCUUAAAAGUGUAUAUAUAGAAAUAAAUUAUUUGUUGGUUUCUCCA